Messenger RNA from Cynara cardunculus var. scolymus (artichoke), 721 nucleotides. Its product is annotated as putative RNA methyltransferase At5g10620. NCBI's taxonomy places the organism in Eukaryota, Viridiplantae, Streptophyta, Magnoliopsida, Asterales, Asteraceae. The coding region runs from base 22 to 588 and encodes 188 amino acids. Gene Ontology annotation, molecular function: methyltransferase activity. The record is from RefSeq and is a predicted model, not a curated record. The transcript is spliced from 2 exons. Gene Ontology annotation, biological process: rRNA processing.
UUCUCUAACCUUUCCCUUGGAAUGGCCAUGUGUGUCUUUACCACUGUCAACAUGAAGAACCACCACGUCCCUGAUUCUGGUGCCAAAACUAGAGGAUCCAAAUACACAGGCCAAUCCGUAAAACCACUCCCAAUCCACAUCCUAACAGUUGGCAAGACUAGAUCCCCAGGAGUUCAGUUGAUAGUCAAGGAUUACAUGGAAAAGCUCAAACUUUACUGCCCGGUUCACGACCUCCGAAUCCGAUCGAACCCCAAGAAUUCAAUCGACAGGAGGGUCCAGAUCGAAAACGAAGAGAUGGGUUUCAUGAAUUUCAUCAAACAAGAUGAUUGGGUGGUGAUGCUGGAUGAGAAUGGGAAGGAUUUGAAAUCAGAGGAAAUGGCAGACUUGAUUGGGGAUGCUGGAAGUUGUUCAAGAGUGGUGUUUUGCAUCGGAGGGGCUUAUGGGCAUGGAAUGAAAUUGAGGGAGAGAGCCAAUGUGAAGGUAAAGUUGUCAUCUUUGGUCCUUAAUCAUGAGAUUGCAUUAGUGGUGCUGGUUGAGCAACUUUAUAGAGCUUGGACCAUUCUCAAAGGUCAAAACUACCAUCACUAGGUGAACAUAAGUUAUGAGACAUAUACAAGAUGUAAGAUAUGCAUCUUGAUUCCGAUCUUUUUCGUUUAAAAGAAAAUUUCCAAUUUUGUGAUAUAUUGUGUUGAAUGCAUUGUUUUGUUUUUGUAAUUUUUAA